CUGGUUUGGGAGAGUUUAAAUUGCGAGAUAUAAAUGAUGAAAUCAACAAACUAUUACGAGAGAAGGGACAUUGGGAGGACAGAAUAAAGGAACUAGAUGGACCUGAUUAUAGGAAAAUUGGACCAAAAAUGUUAGACCAUGAAGGAAAAGAAGUCCCAGGGAAUAGAGGCUAUAAAUAUUUUGGGGCAGCAAAAGAUCUGCCUGGUGUUAGAGAAUUGUUUGAACAAGAACCUCCCCCACCACCUAGAAAGACACGAGGAGAGUUGAUGAAGGAUAUAGAUGCUGAUUAUUAUGGUUACAGAGAUGAAGAUGAUGGUGUUAUUAUACCUCUAGAAAAAGAAGCAGAAAAGAAAGCAAUAGCAGAGAAGGGUACGAGCAUGGAAAGAAAACUGAAGAUUCUGAGGAAACUUCCAGAAGUUCCAAGAUUGUUUGAGAGAGAAGAAGAAGAUAUGGAUGCUGAUGUUGAAGAACCGAGCACUGCAGAGGAAUCCGACAUGACACAUUUUAUUGCACAUGUUGAUGUACCAUCACAAAAACAGAUAGAAGAAGCUUUACUGGAACGAAAAAAGAUGGAAUUACUUCAAAAAUAUGCCAGUGAUGAUCUGCAAGCUGAGGAGGGUGAAGUGAAGCAAAUGUUAGGGUUAUGAUAAAUUUUGCAGAAAUUUAGAAUGUCUUAAAGUUUGAUUAAACACAAAGUGAUAAACUUGGCUCAGUGAAAGGCAAAUGUUAGGGUGAUGAUAAAUUUUGCAGAAAUACAAAGUGACUUAACAUUUGAUAAAAUGCAAAGUGAUAAAACAUUGGCUCAAUGGCAAGGAAAAAAACACAAGCCUGAGCUUGGAAAUUGAAUUCUACUAUUGAUGUAAUGAUGUUUAAAAGUCAGAGUCAUGAUAUGAUGGGACAUAUAAAAAGACGUGAGAGAUUUUGGAAAUCAGCUCUAUUCAAAAGGCAGGUACAGGGUUAGAUGCUGAUGUAUCUAUAAAUAAUGUUCAAGAAUGUGAUGCUGUGAAUUUAUUUUGCAAUCAGGGUGUUAUGAUCAUUCACAUACCGGUAAUCAUCAGAGAUCUAGCUGUUCACACUGAUUCUCAAAGAAAUUUUAUUAAUUUGAUAAAUUUUUAUUUUUUCUAGCUUGACUUUUGAAAGAAUUAUAGUCUAUUUUUGUGGUGUGUGCAUUGUAACUGAGUUAAAUCCCUUUAAUAUCCUAAAAAUUAUUUUUCAACAGCCACAAAAGAUAUUCAUUUAAAAAGUGCAAUAGCUGCAGGUCACUAGCCAAUACCUGUAACAUUAGCAUGAGUUUUGAUGA
Ruditapes philippinarum (Manila clam) is the source of this 1300-nucleotide messenger RNA. Its product is annotated as pre-mRNA-splicing factor ISY1 homolog. Gene Ontology annotation, cellular component: catalytic step 2 spliceosome; Prp19 complex; post-spliceosomal complex. The transcript is spliced from 8 exons. The record is from RefSeq and is a predicted model, not a curated record. NCBI's taxonomy places the organism in Eukaryota, Metazoa, Mollusca, Bivalvia, Venerida, Veneridae. The annotation marks the transcript as partial. Gene Ontology annotation, biological process: generation of catalytic spliceosome for second transesterification step; mRNA 3'-splice site recognition.